UUCUACUCCUCAUCACACGUCCCACCCGCACCAACCCCACACAGGCACACUCUUUCUCCCUCUCUCCACGCUAGCGAGACCACGCGCCGCACCGCACCGCACCGCCGCAAGCCCGCCGCCCGCGAGGGUGCGAGCUAGUAGCUCUGUGGCCUAGCUGCAGGCGCGGACUGAGAUGGACCCGCGCUUCGCGCUGCCGGCCGCGCCGGCGCCGUCCACGGGCGGCGGCGGCGGGGGUUUCGCGCGGGGGCACCACCGGCGGGCGCACUCGGAGACGUUCCUCCGCUUCGCCGACGCGGACCUGCUCCUGGACCCGGACGGCGACUUCUCCUUCUCCGACCUCGACUUCCCCUCCCUCUCCGACGACUCCCCGGCCGCCUCCGACCCCACCCCACCGCCCCCGCCGCUUCCGCAGCAGCAGCAGCAGCAGCAGGCGGCCCCGGCCCCGGCCCCAGCGCCUCGCCCGCCCGGCGGCGGGGCCCACACGAGGAGCCUCUCCCUCGACGCCGCCUUCUUCGAGGGCCUCUCGUUCCAGGGACCCAGCGCGAGCGGGAGCGGGAGCGCCGGGGGUGGGCCCGGGCACAAGAGGAGCGGCUCCAUGGAUGGGUCCACCUCGCCGUUCGAGGGCGAGUCGGCGCUCUCCAGCGGCCUGCCGGACUACGCCAAGAAGGCCAUGCCCGCCGAGAGGAUCGCCGAGCUCGCGCUCAUCGACCCCAAGCGCGCAAAGAGGAUUCUGGCGAACAGGCAGUCCGCAGCUAGGUCAAAGGAGAGGAAGAUCAAGUACACUAGUGAACUGGAGAGGAAGGUCCAGACUCUGCAGACGGAGGCCACGACGCUGUCAGCACAGCUCACCCUGCUCCAGAGGGAUACAACUGGUCUGACUACUGAAAAUAGAGAGCUCAAGCUUCGGUUGCAAUCCAUGGAAGAGCAAGCUAAACUGCGAGACGCUUUGAAUGAAGCCCUGCGAGAAGAAGUCCAGCGACUUAAGAUAGCUGCAGGGCAAGUUGGGAACAUGAAUGGGAACCCCUUCAAUGGUGGACUCCAGCAGCAGAUUCCAUCCUAUUUUGUGCAGCAGCAGCAGCAGCAGCAGCAGCAGCAGCAGAUGUCGUACUUUGGUGGCCACCAGGCUCAGCAUCACAAUCAAAACCAUCGUCACCAGAGUCCAUCAAAUGGGGGGCAGUCGCUUAGUGGUCAGUCCCUAAACGACUCCAUGGAUUUCAUUUGAGGACAAUAUCAGGGCGAAUAUUACAUCAUAUACCAACUGCAGUUCAGCACUGUAAAGAUAGCUAAUGUACAAUGUAUGCAUAUGCCUCAUUGGUAGUGUAGUUAGCUCUUCUUUGUAUCAUCAUCAUCAUCAUUAAUCUGAAAGUGGCUCCUGUAUGUCAAAAUGCUGUUUGUUUUCUUCUUUGCUGGUUUCUGGAGUAAUGUGUUAGAUUGAACUAACUACCUUUAACAAUUUAUGUAAAUGUUAAGCUUUUUUCUUUAAAUGGU
This is a messenger RNA of Sorghum bicolor (sorghum), 1488 nucleotides long. Its product is annotated as transcription factor VIP1. The transcript has 4 exons. Lineage: Eukaryota; Viridiplantae; Streptophyta; Magnoliopsida; Poales; Poaceae. The record is from RefSeq and is a predicted model, not a curated record. Gene Ontology annotation, biological process: regulation of DNA-templated transcription. Gene Ontology annotation, molecular function: DNA-binding transcription factor activity. Gene Ontology annotation, cellular component: nucleus. The coding region runs from base 173 to 1222 and encodes 349 amino acids.